AUGGACCUCUCCAACAACCUUCUCUUCCGCCUCAGCCUUUACUACAUCUUCGUCAGCCCCGAGACAUGGCAAGUCGCCUCAUUGCUGAAUCAACUCCACAAAAUCGCACCAGGCAUAGCUACACAAGAGGUCAAAUCCACCUACCUCGGUUUGCAUGACACAGAGCAUCCUAUGUGGGUCCGAGCCAAAGACAUGGCCAGGCAGGAGCCGGAUGAGCUGAAGCGGAUCAUGCGAGAUGAAAUUGGGUUGGGGGGCGAGAGGUGGGACGUUCGUGUGGUGAAUCCUGUGAUGCCGAUGGCUAUGUUGAGGUUGAUCAGGGAUUGA
Molecule: messenger RNA, 324 nt
Organism: Letharia columbiana
Lineage: Eukaryota; Fungi; Ascomycota; Lecanoromycetes; Lecanorales; Parmeliaceae
Exons: 1
Coding region: 1-324 (107 amino acids)
Source: RefSeq, a predicted model, not a curated record